UCAAUUUCCCAAAGCUCUUUCUAAAUCAGACUCAACUGUACAUCAUGACAGACGUUCCAGUGACAUUCAAGGGGGCUGAGCGUAAUGGAGAUACCCCACCUGAAAAUGGGCAACAACCAAUCACUAAAAUCACGGAUGAAACAACUAAUGCUCAUGGCACCCAGCCAUACUACAGGGUAGACCCUACUCUGGAACAUGUACCCAUGGAAGAAAAUCAGGAGGAAAGUGAAAAAUCACAAAGGAACAUGCUACUCACCUGGUCCAUGGAUAAGAAGUUCCUAAAAGAAAAACCAGAAGAGAACCUCUUUAUUGUUCAUAAGGCUAUCACAGAUCUUUCCCUCCAAGAAACAAGUGCUGACGAAAUGGCAUUCAGAGAAGGGCAUCAAUGGGAGAAGAUUCCUCUGAGCAGCAAUAACAAAGAAAUAAGUAGACAGAGAGAAAGGAUUUGUGAAAAACCUCUAGAAGAAGGAGAAGAUGGGGAUAGGAAGAACAAAGCCUACCAGGCAACUGAAAUUGAAUGGUUGGGAUUUCAGAAACCUAGACAAGUUGACAUGUUGCAUUCUAAACAUGACGAGGAGCAAGAGGGUUGGGAUGAAGAAAUUAAUAACGAUGAUGAUGAUGAUUGCAAUGAUGAUGAAGAUGAAGUUCGAGUGAUAGAAUUCAAGAAAAAAAAUGAAGAAGGCUCUCAAUCAAGGAAGGAAGGUAAUGCCAGUGAGGACUCCCCUCUAAGCAGCCCCAGUUCCCAACCCGUGACACCAGAUGAGCAUCCGACCUUAGGGAAGAAGAAUGACAUCUCCAGAAAUGCUUAUUCAAGGUAUAAUACAAUAUCUUAUCGGAAAAUCAGGAAGGGGAACACCAAGCAAAGAAUUGAUGAAUUCGAGUCCAUGAUGCAUUUAUAAACUAACUGGAACUGAGAAAUUCUCAUGCCUGCUAAAGCAAAAGCUAAUUCUCUUUUCUUGAGGUGUAUCUUUGGAUGCCUUAUUUGAGUCAUUCUCUUUAAAGAUGUGGAAGCUUACUCUCUGAUUCACUGUAGAAUAGUGUGGAAAUAACCCUAGACAACAUUCAGUCUGGUAACCUCAAAUCAAGAAGCAUUAAAUUCAUUCUAGAGCAUUUGCUUUUUAAAACUUCACUAAUACUGCAUUGUGUAAUAAACACCAA
Trichechus manatus latirostris (Florida manatee) is the source of this 1158-nucleotide messenger RNA. RefSeq names its product ermin (gene ERMN). The record is from RefSeq and is a predicted model, not a curated record. Gene Ontology annotation, molecular function: actin filament binding. Bases 45 to 899 code for a protein of 284 amino acids. Lineage: Eukaryota; Metazoa; Chordata; Mammalia; Sirenia; Trichechidae. Gene Ontology annotation, cellular component: filopodium; internode region of axon; extracellular exosome. Gene Ontology annotation, biological process: regulation of cell shape; morphogenesis of a branching structure; actin filament organization. The transcript is spliced from 3 exons.